Mugil cephalus (flathead mullet) is the source of this 3289-nucleotide messenger RNA. RefSeq names its product SLIT-ROBO Rho GTPase-activating protein 3-like. The record is from RefSeq and is a predicted model, not a curated record. Bases 212 to 2713 code for a protein of 833 amino acids. The transcript has 22 exons. Gene Ontology annotation, cellular component: cytoplasm. Lineage: Eukaryota; Metazoa; Chordata; Actinopteri; Mugiliformes; Mugilidae. Gene Ontology annotation, biological process: negative regulation of cell migration; signal transduction.
GUGUGUGUGUGUGUGUGUUAGAAAGAGUGAGAGAGAGUCAGUGAAAUGAGUUCCACUCCACCCACAUCUAUCCGUGUCCAAUGUGAGGGGGAGGUGAAACAGUUGAGAGCUUACUGUGCCAUCAACUACUGGCAUUAUUUAGUUGUCUCAGUCUGGAGGAGACUCUGUUGACGACCGCUCUUCAUCAGAAUUCCACCCGGUUGGAGCGACAAUGGCUUCUCACGUAAAACUCCGGAAGGAGAGGGUUGGCGCGGUGGACUAUGACACACAAAUCAAAGAAGUGCGUUGCCAGCUUGUAGACCAGCUAAAGGUGUUGGAUGUGCAACUUGAGCAGAAGAGCCAACAGCUGCAAGACAUGACAGACUACCUGCGGCGGCGGGGUGAGAUUGAAAGCGAGUACGCCCGCUCUCUGGAAAAACUUGCUGAAAGGUUCACGUCUAGGAUUAAAAGGAAGGAGCCCAGUAGUCACUCCGUGGUUCAGGUCUGGAUGGCCCUGCUGUCCCAGACCCGCCAGGACAGCAAGGACCACAAUGCAUUGAGUGAGAGUUGUAGCAACCUUCUCCUCCAGCCGCUCUCGAACUGUCUGGAGUACACGCAACGCCUUGCCAAGAAGAGCAAAGAGAUCUGCACUCAACUGCAAGAUGGGCUACUCAAGGUUACCACAGAGCUGCAGACUGCGUGGCGGACAUACUAUCAGUACCACUCAGACUACACAAAUGCAGAGGGGAAGCUGAGGGAGGCAGAGAAGCAGGAGGAGAAGCGGAAGCAGAGUUCUACAAAAAAAAUAGACAGGUUGAUAGAAAAGAGACAAGUUAAAGUCCAAGAGAUCCAGAUGAAGUGCAGCAAGGCCCGAAAUGAGUACCUCCUGAACCUGGCUGCAGCCAAUUCGUCCAUAAAUAAGUACUACCUCCAAGACAUCUCUACUCUCAUAGAUUGUGCAGACACGGGGUACCACGUGUCUUUGGGCCGCGUGAUGCAGGCCUACCUAUCCAGGCGGCGGCGGAACCAGCAGAACCUGGGCACGGGCCUGCAGCAGCUCCAGGCGGCCGUGUCCGGACUGGAUCAGAGCCAGGACAGAGACACCCUCCUGAAGGACCACUACAACACCUUCUGUAUGCCUGCCCGUUUCCAGUAUCAGCCGCACGACGGCGACCAGGUUUCUGAAGUCAGCGCAGAGUGCGAGGUGAGGUGCGAGCUGGAGACCAGAUUCAAACAGAUACAAACCCGACUGAAAGCCGUCAGCCAAGAAACGGAGGAGGCUAGUAAGAGCAUGUCGACGGUCCAGGGUUCCCUGCUGGAAGGCAUCAGUGACGACGACCUGGAGCUCAGCAUCAGCGGCGGUUCGUCUCAGGAGGGCAGCACUGAGAAUCUGACGGUCAAGCCCAGCGUGGCGCGACGCAGGGCAAACUUGCAAGAAAUAGAAAAUCUGUACUUCACCAAAGUAAAAGAGUACCUUGUGGGCAGUUCCCUGGUAUCUAAACUGCAAGCCAAGCACGACCUGCUUAAAGAGGCUGUGGAAAAAGCCGAGUCAUCAAAUGGACAUCCUCCUAGACACCCUGGAAAGUCUCUGCGCAUCCGAAAGAAUCACUCAAGUGGAAAUCUGGUGUACAACCAAAAACUUUUCAGUGGAGACAUGCUGUCCUUUAUAGAGGAAUCGGGACAACGGAUUCCAGCUGUCGUGGAAAGCUGCAUCCGCUACAUCAACCUCCACGGUCUCCAUCACGAGGGGAUAUUUAGAGUGCCGGGGUCUCAGGUGGAGGUCAACAACCUGAGGGAUGCAUUCGAGCGAGGAGAGGACCCCCUGGCUGAGCGCCGGUAUGACAUGGACUCUGUGGCUGGGGUUCUGAAGCUCUACUUCAGAGGUCUGGAGAAUCCACUCUUCCCCAUCGCCAGCACCACUGAGCUCCUGGAGCACGCCCAAUUAAAAAACGAGGCAGAGAGAGCAGCUCAGCUAAAAACGGUCAUCUCAUCCUACCCCGAGCCUGCCAUCAUUGUCAUGAGAUACCUCUUUGCAUUCCUUCAUCACGUGUCUCAGUAUAGUGACGAGAACAUGAUGCAGCCGUACAAUUUGGCCGUGUGUUUCGGCCCCAGCCUGGUGAGAGGGGCCCAGGAUGAUGAUGUUGUCAUGCUGCAGUCUCAGAUCAACGCCCUGGUGAAGAGCAUGAUCCUGCAGCAUGAAAGCAUCUUCCCAGGCCUCAGUGAAAUAGAAGGGCCGGUGUACGAGAAAUGCAUGACACUAGAGGAGGACGACUGCGAGGCCAUCAAUGAGGAAGGAGACGUAGAAUCAGAGUACAGUCAGAGCAAGGAUGAUUUGGAAACGGGAUCAUCAGGAGACAGCAGCAUGUUGGCAGCACCUACACAGAAUAAGGCCGAACGCCCUCGAGCCAACAGCAGCGGCUCCAUAGAGCACAUUAGGUCAACAGCAGGGGGCAGCAUAACCUCAGGGGGAAGGUUAAUGCUGCAGAUUCCUAUUGGGCCACAAACCAACAGGAAGAUGCUCUCUCCUGGUUAUGUGCGCAAACAAUCUCAUCAAAACUCGUCAUCUGAGGAUCUACUCGUUCAAGUAGACAAGGACGUCUGUCGCCAGAUGGACACGGUCUUCAAGGAGCUCCUUACGCGUCAAACCCAGCAGGAUCCCUUCUCUGCCGCGUCCUCCCCCUCCGCCCAAGUGCCCCAAAAGAAAGGGAAGAAGGACGGACGCAAGGGAAAAUGAGCAGGGCUCUUUCAGAGCAGCAGAUCCAGUGGAGUGAGAGGGCUGGCAUCAGCAGAUGACAGGAAAAGAGGGAGAUGAUACUAAUGAAAGCUGAGGUGUAGUGUGAAGGGCUCUGACAGUAGCUUUCAGCACAUCUAUUUCUAGAAAACUGAGCGCACUGACCCAUAAGCCUGCCUCCUGGCUUCUUUCCGCUGGGAGUCGGGCCUCGUUCAUGUUCAGUACAGUAGAUCUCUAGCGUGACUGCAGACCUGCAACAUGAUGUGGGAACUGUGAAUUACUUGAAAUCCGCUGUGGUUGUGUACAGUGAUUAUGCAACUUCAUAUCUGCAGCUAUGUAAGUGUUGAUAUAUUCCGGUUAAGGCCAAAUUUCUCUCAAUUUUUAUUUUCACUCUUUGUCAGUGUGCACAUCUACUCACGCAAUCUUCAUCAAAGGUCUCUUGAAACGAAAGUGUCAUAGCAUUGACAAAAACUGAAUACUGGCGUUGUACAUAUGAAUGAUUUAGCUCAUUUUACAGUUCAUAGUUUCCCUGUGUGUACAUAUUUAUAGGCUACAUGCAAAAUAAAUAAUUUGUCUGUU